This is a messenger RNA of Diaporthe citri, 1104 nucleotides long. RefSeq lists its product as uncharacterized. Bases 1 to 1104 code for a protein of 367 amino acids. Gene Ontology annotation, molecular function: zinc ion binding; 5-methyltetrahydropteroyltriglutamate-homocysteine S-methyltransferase activity. NCBI's taxonomy places the organism in Eukaryota, Fungi, Ascomycota, Sordariomycetes, Diaporthales, Diaporthaceae. The record is from RefSeq and is a predicted model, not a curated record. The transcript is spliced from 4 exons.
AUGGUCGCAAAGAAGAACCAUCAACGCCCGCCCUUCCGGGCUGAGCACCUUGGCUCACUUCUCCGGCCACAGAAGCUGGUUGAUAAACGUGUCGCCCUGGACGGCGUGAAAACCGAAGCCAUCGCCAAUGAUAAGGAGCUUCACGGCAUUGAAGAUGAGGCCAUCAAUGAGAUCGUCAAGGUCCAGCUAGACCUAGGAUUCCAUGCGGUAAAUGAUGGAGAAUACCGUCGCCAUCAGUUCUGGGGCACCUUCUUCCCUGCUCUUGAGGGGAUGGAGGAGAUUGAAAACCCACCUCUGGAAAUAUUCCGUCUCUAUGUUCCUGACCUGGCUGCCUUUACCGAGGCCGGCCACAAACCUGGCGAGUCUGUAAUUUGCACGGGCAAGAUCAGGCAUGUUGGCAGUACCUAUGUCGACCAGUGGAACUACCUAAAGAAACUCCUCCCGGCCGAGUACGUCAAAGAGGCGAAGCUGACCCUACCCGCGCCUGAGUGGUACCAUCUUCGCUACCAACCUGGCAAGGCCUACCCGAAAGAGGUAUAUGCCAACGACGAGGAGUACUUCGCCGAUAUCGCGAAGGCGUACAGGGCCGAGCUGCAGGUCCUGUACGACGCUGGCUGCCGCAAUGUCACCAUCGACGACCCAAACCUGGCUUAUUUCUGCUCCGAGAAGAUGCUUCAAGGCUUCAAGGACGCGGGUGAGGACUCGGAUGCUCUGCUGGAUAGCUAUAUCAAGCUCUAUAACGACUGCAUCUCGCAGCGCCCGGACGACCUCCACCUGGGAAUCCACCUCUGCCGCGGAAACUUCGCCUACAGCCGGCACUUCAGCGAGGGCGGGUACGACCGCAUCGCCACCAAGCUCUUCAACGAGAUCGAGGCCGACACCUACUUCCUCGAGUACGACACCGACCGCGCCGGCGGCUUCGAGCCCCUGAAGGAGCUGCCGCCGUACAAGAACGUCAUCCUGGGCGUCAUAACCAGCAAGUUCCCCGAGCUGGAGGACCUGGAGAAGCUCAAGGAGAGGGUGUACCAAGCGGCAGAUUUUGUGGCGAAGGGCGCGGGCCAGAGCCGGGAGGAGGCGCUGAAGCGGAUCGGCAUACUUCCAUAA